This is a messenger RNA of Medioppia subpectinata, 657 nucleotides long. Lineage: Eukaryota; Metazoa; Arthropoda; Arachnida; Sarcoptiformes; Oppiidae. The record is from the annotation of a GenBank genome assembly.
AGCCAAUGUGUGUCCAAAGCGUUCAUUGAAAACACAAUUUCAUUCAACAACUGAUUAAAUGUCUCACAAAUUAUACAUUCAUUUCUUAUGACUAAUUAUACGUGAAAUUGAAUCAAACAAUUAGUGAACAAUUGGUCUGAAUUUGCAAUUUAGAUAUUGUUUGUCAUAAUUAGAGCUAUUUUUAGUAUAAUUUGUUAUAAUUAUUGUAUUUAACGACACAAACGACUCAUCGCUUGUUAUAAAAGACUGUUUUUUGUGGAAAAAAAAUAAUAAAAAUAAUAAUUUGUUAUUUGAAGUGAUUUUUUGGUUUUAUUGAAUCCAGUAUUCAAUUGAAAGGAAAUAUUAAUUCAUUAAUCAAUAACUGAAUCCUCUUUUCUGUCACAACCAAUAAUGGUCUCCAAAGACGAUGAAUACGAUUAUCUCUUCAAAGUGGUACUGAUCGGUGACUCCGGUGUCGGCAAAAGUAAUCUAUUGUCUCGAUUCACGCGAAAUGAGUUCAAUUUGGAGUCGAAGUCGACAAUCGGUGUUGAAUUCGCCACAAGAAGUAUUCAAGUGGACGGCAAGACUAUCAAAGCGCAGAUCUGGGACACCGCCGGUCAGGAGCGGUAUCGCGCCAUCACUUCGGCCUACUAUAGGGGAGCCGUCGGCGCACUCCUG